Marasmius oreades (fairy-ring Marasmius) is the source of this 1927-nucleotide messenger RNA. RefSeq lists its product as uncharacterized. The transcript is spliced from 4 exons. The record is from RefSeq and is a predicted model, not a curated record. NCBI's taxonomy places the organism in Eukaryota, Fungi, Basidiomycota, Agaricomycetes, Agaricales, Marasmiaceae. The coding region runs from base 78 to 1802 and encodes 574 amino acids.
GCGGUUUUUGAACCGAAACCUUCGUGAAACCUGGCUUGACCUCUAACCUCCACCACCACCACCCACAUCCCUCGAAAAUGAACGAAACUGGUUCGCUGUCGCGAGCGACGUCCUUCUCACGAGCCAGCAAACAAGGUAGCACUAUCUCUCGAAAUCAAUCUCUUAUCAAGAAGAACAUCGCUCCUCACGACCUCCGACCUUCAGACGUCCUCAUCGAGCGUUUUGUAGCUUGGAAAGCUAUUGUCAAGCAACUUAUAGCCUAUUUUGAAGGCAUCGCUGAUAUACAGAAUCAUGUCGCUCGAGAGUUGACCAAGUUGAGCGGCGUAAUUCAAGUACCGUUCAGAGCUGGCAAUCAGUUCCUAGGAGAAGGAGGACUGCAGGAUGUAUAUUAUGGUAUUCGUGACAAGACAAGGAUUAUUGCUGAUGAGCAUGCGAAUUUGGGAAGGACCAUCGAUUCUUCGAUCGUUCAGCAUCUGGAGAAACUCAGAACUGAAAUCAAAGCGCAUAUAAAGAAUAUCCAAAACGAUACAGGGAAACUGGCCACAAUGGUCGCUAAAGAACGCGCUCUUUCUACCUCCUUGAUUUCCAAUCUCGCAACGAGUAUAUCCCAGCUCAAGAACACACCUCUUGCUGUCUCUUCUUCUCCUAAAUCCGAUCCAUACAUCUCCAAUGUGGCCGUCGCUCUUCAGCUUCGCAAACAAGUGCACGCCGAGAACCUGCUCCAGAAGUCAAUCAUCAUCACCCAAUCCAACUCUGCCCAUUUUGAAUCAGGAAUCGUGCGUGCUAUACAAAGCGCCUGGCAGACCUACGAAGAAUGGCAUUCGCGAAUGAUAUCCUCCCUCGGGGAAACUCAGGCAGCCCUGGCAAUUCAAAUGGCCGCCCUUGCGCCUGAUAGAGAGUGGCUGUCAUUCUCUGCGAGGACAGAUCACUUACUCGACCCAGACACUCCAUUGCGUAAUCCAGAGACUGUCUUGUAUCCUUCCAAAGAUGACCCCUCCGUUCAACCUGUCCAUACUGGUAUGAUGGAACGUAAGAAAAGGUUCACGCGUACCUAUCGCGAAGCCUAUUAUGUUCUCACACCUGGCGGAUUUCUCCACGAGUUCUCGAGCAGCGAUCAUAACGAAGCGCCUCAGCCAGUGUUCUCGUUGUUUUUGCCCGCUUGCACGCUUGGACCUCCUAGCGACGGAAAGAAGGGGAGCCACAAGUUUCAUAUUGAGGGCCGAAAGGACGGUACAGGAACCACGAAAGGCGGGAGUAUCAGGAAGAGUCUGAGUCUUAAGCGUGGGGGAGAUCAUGCCUGGAGUUUUAGGGCGAGGAGUCGGGAGGAUAUGAUGGAGUGGUGGAAUGAUAUAAGAAUGCUUUGCGCUAGAUAUCUCAUCGCUUCCGAGUCUAUUGAACGAUCCGGUCCUGUUGAAGCAGCAGUACGCGCUGCUGGAUAUGUCUCCGAAGAGGAACCCGAGACUGAGGGGAGUAGCGUCGAUGAAGAGGAGGAAGAUGAUGAUUUGGAAUAUGUGGAAGCUGAGGAUGGUAGUCCACCUAGUUAUGGUGGACAUGAGAAAGAGAGGAGCCUACCAGGAGGUGUUGGGGCUGAUGGAUAUCCUGUUGACAAGAAACCGAAAUCUGAUUCACGCCCUCACUCUCCGGCUGCAGACCAGGAAGUGUCAGUUUCAAGAAGGCCGAGUAAGAGGCAGAUGGAGAAGGCGCCCGAAGGGAAAAUGCCUCAUGUCAAUGGAGAAGAAGGUGCUCAUGAACAUGGACAUGGGCAUCCUCAGGUGGAGAGUAAGUUCACGGAGGGUUUGUAGGGGUUCGUUUCUUUGUGCAUAUUUUUGGUGUUGCAUCGAGGAACUUUGGGCCAGUCUGUAUACGAAUUUGAUGUGUAGUAAACUUGGGCUACUCAAUGGACAAAUAGAUUGUUACUUUUCAUUGA